AUGUCCGAGGAAGUAGCUUUGCGUGAAUCGUUGCUUGCCGGUAUCCCUCACGAGUGGGAAAUACCGUGUCGACACAUUUCGUGGGACACAGAGAAGCCGCUUGGUCAAGGCUCCUUCGGUACGGUUUUCUUGGGUCGCAUGCUGCGCAAUUCCAUGCCAAACCAGUCCCGUGUUGGGACCAUGUCCCGUGUGCUGAGCAAAUUCACACCGGACAAUAAAGACAGUACAAUGUUAGUCGCCGUAAAGACUGUUGGACCCGAAGCAUCUGCGGAUGAUAUUCGAGAAUUUCUCAGCGAAGCGGCAUUUAUGAAAAACUUCUCAUGUCAUCACAUUGUUCGCAUGCUGGGUAUUACCACGUCUGAGCAACCUCUGUGGCAUACUCCGCCUGCAUUGGUGAUGGAGUGGAUGGCCUUGGGCGAUCUGGCCUCUUAUUUGCGUCAACGUGAACGUAGAGAUGAUUGUUCGGACGGAGUAGUCAAGCCCAAAUUAGCACUAACCUGGGCCGCUCAGAUCGCGGACGGAAUGUUAUUCCUCAGUGAUCGGAAUUUGGUACAUCGUGAUCUGGCCGCACGAAAUUGCCUGGUGGAUAAGCAACUCACGGUGAAAAUUGCCGAUUUCGGCUUGGCUCGUUGUAUGAGUGCGGAUGAGUACUACCGUCGACGUGGUCAAACCCGGUUACCUAUUCGUUGGAUGGCACCGGAAUCACUGAAUCAAUCGUACUUUACCACAAAAUCUGAUGUGUGGUCCUAUGGAAUUGUGUUGUGGGAGAUCGCUACCUUUGCUGCUCUUCCAUAUUCUGGCCUAUCUCACGAACAAGUGAUUGCGCACGUGACUCAAGGUGGAUAUUUGGAUUUACGAGAUUUGCCAGCACGACUACCUUCAGUUCUGUAA
Echinostoma caproni is the source of this 891-nucleotide messenger RNA. The record is from the annotation of a GenBank genome assembly. Lineage: Eukaryota; Metazoa; Platyhelminthes; Trematoda; Plagiorchiida; Echinostomatidae.